Ctenopharyngodon idella (grass carp) is the source of this 5096-nucleotide messenger RNA. RefSeq names its product hippocalcin-like 1 (gene hpcal1). The transcript has 6 exons. The coding region runs from base 2291 to 2872 and encodes 193 amino acids. Gene Ontology annotation, molecular function: calcium ion binding. The record is from RefSeq and is a predicted model, not a curated record. NCBI's taxonomy places the organism in Eukaryota, Metazoa, Chordata, Actinopteri, Cypriniformes, Xenocyprididae.
AGACCUGGCAACCUACCUCAUAAAAAACAUUGCCAAGAAAAUUAUGGACAGUCUCUCGAGCAUGGCGAGAGAUGGCCAUAGAAUCACCGAAAGUCAGAUAUGACUGGAAAGGGCUGGGCGAUAUGGCAAAAAUGGAUUUCAACAAAAAUAUCUCAAUUUGCGUUCCGAAGAUUAACGAAGGUCUUACGGGUGUGGAACGGCAUGAGGAAAAAAAAAAUUAUGGAGUCAAAAUGGUCUAGAGAUAUCGACACGCUUCCAUGGAGUGACCAUAAAGGCCAUUGCCCCUCUGUGUCUGAGGUACAUUUGUCAAUAUUAACUGUUUGUUUUUCAACUCCAUGUCAUCAUACAUCUCUCAAUCUCAAGAAUCAUUUGUAAACAUGGGAGGUAGCCUAGAUUUUCAGUCUGGGGUCCAUUCAGUUGAAGAAUCUAAAUGUAUAUUAAAAACAAAUAUUAUAAAAACAUAAAAAUAAGUUUUGAUAGUGUAGACUCAUAGCUGAUUCAUGCAAUAACAUUGCCUUGUUAUUUAUGUAACAGGAGCAAAGGUCAUUUAUACAAUCAUAGAUCAGAGAUCAUGAGUGUUUUUCUGUUUUGAUGAGGUGGGUCUCUAAUUUGUUUUUCAAAUAAUAAAAAAAUGAGAUUAAAGGGUCUUUGUAUGUCAACAAGCCUUCACUGAUGAAAUCAGUGGAUCACAUUGCAUAACCUUUCAAAAUCACAACAUGAAUUUUAGGAGAGGACAUACAUUUUCCAUAUAGACCUAGAGCUACUCUUAUAACUUUUUAGGAAAUGUGUUUUGGAAAGUAUACCUGACUGUAGUGAAAAAAACAGAUGUUUUUAUAUAUUCUGUAUAAUAUUCAGUAAGCUAACACUGAAAUAUGACAAGCUGUGUACGAUUUGGGCUAUAUUAGAAAUCACAAGGCAACAUCUGCUGCCUCCUGGUGGAGAUGUCGAACAUAUUUUCCAUCUCAAACCUAUGAAUGCUAUAAUUUUGUAAAGUAGCCUAUAAAAAUAUUUUUGGAAUCGCGAGAAUCUGAUUUAAAUGGUCAUUCUGAGCUAUGAUGUCACUUUCAAGAAUCUUUUAAGACAUUAUAACUGAAUAAUAAAAUACAAAUCCAUAUUUAUUUUAAGUGAUGAUACAUCAGGUAAACUUAUAGUAGUUAGGAACCAAGGUAUAAUUUGCAGUGAUUGGAUUUUAGAUGGUUUAUUAUUAUUAUUAUUAUUAUUUAAAAAGUUGCCACAAUAUUGGCUACGUGAAAUGUAUCGGCUGAUUUUAUUUAAUCUGGGAUUGCUGGGGAUGGGUAAAUAUAUUCAACAAAAUCUUAAAGUUAACAUAAAACGGCAUCUGCAAUUUGUAUUAGAUUAUAUACAUAGCUUCAUUAUUUAAUGAACUUUCUGUACUUUAUUUAGGCCUACAUUUUAGCUUAUGGGAGUCAAUAAAUUGGACUGACAAGUUUAAGUUUUCUAUAAAUUCUCUGUUCUAUACAUGUCUACAAAUAAUGCUUAUGUUGUCAAAAGUUUCCUCUGUUCUUAAACAGUUGAAUCGGUUUUAUAUAUUCUCAUCAUCAUACAAGAGAAAUUGGGGUAAAAUCCAAUAGUAUCCAGCUGCAGAUCAGUACGAGCUUUCCUUUCCGCUAGCGACCAAGAACUGUUCUUUAUUGCAAUCUGCUCUACUUCGGAGUGUACGGACUCGUCCAAAGAGUAGCAUGUGUGUUUUACCCUUACAAUAACGUUGUGGGUGCUCAGAAAUGAUUAAUUUGCUCAUUUUUUGUCUUCAACCAUAUCAGAAUGAUACUACCAAAAUGAAACAUGAGUUUAUAAUGUGAACGUUCUCAAAUAUAAUACUGACAUCCCAUUCUCAGAUACAUGAGUCCCCCCUACAGUCUAGUGGUGGACUCGUCCAUUGACAGCGGAGCAGAGCUGUGUGUGUGGUGUCAGGUCUCUCGCUCAAUGAUGAGGUUUCAAGUGCGCCUUUGAGAUGUUAUGGAGUCUGUAGAAUAUUCUGCAAUUUUUAACUUUUUCGAUUUCCUUUUAUUAAAACAACAUUCCAACUUUUAGAGUACAAGAUCGACGUGUAAGCGUGUAAGCGUACCUUAUUUAGUUUUUGUUUGUAUAUGCAAGCUUCUGUGAGUUUUUUUUUUUUUUUUUCAUGGCGAAAAUGUUGAAAGUUUUGUGAGGACACUCCUUCUUCAGACGGACUAAGGCUACAGCUGACAAAUUGGGGGACAUUUCAGCUCUGUCAUUUUCUUAGAGGGAGCAGCAAGGGUCUGGGAAAAGUCUCUGAGAGAGUUUCAUCAUGGGUAAACAGAACAGCAAGUUGCGACCCGAGGUCCUCAACGACCUGCGGGAGAACACGGAGUUCACGGACCACGAGCUGCAGGAGUGGUACCGCGGCUUCCUGAAGGACUGUCCGUCGGGCCACCUAACGGUAGAGGAAUUCAAGAAGAUCUACGCCAAUUUCUUUCCCUACGGUGAUGCUUCGAAGUUUGCGGAGCACGUGUUCCGCACCUUUGACACCAACGGCGACGCCACAAUCGACUUCCGGGAGUUCAUAAUCGCUCUGAGCGUGACCUCGCGCGGAGGCCUGGAGCAGAAGCUCCGCUGGGCCUUCAGCAUGUACGAUCUGGAUGGCAACGGAUACAUCAGCCGAGCUGAAAUGCUGGAGAUCGUACAGGCAAUUUACAAAAUGGUGUCAUCUGUGAUGAAGAUGCCCGAGGAUGAGUCAACGCCAGAGAAACGCACAGAUAAGAUAUUCCGACAGAUGGACACGGACAACGAUGGCAGACUGUCUCUGGAGGAAUUCAUCAAAGGUGCCAAGAGCGACCCCUCUAUCGUCAGACUACUGCAGUCUGACCAAAGCACCUCUCGACAGUUAUAAAUACAGGUCUUAAAAGCAGCUGACCGGCAACCACUCACAUGCACACUGAAAAGGCAAGAUUAUUUGAAAAAUAGUUGAUGCCGUUAUCAAUGAUAAAUUUCUAUCUUUCCUGCUUUAAAAGUUUCCUUGUUCAUGGGUGGUCACCUGUUUCAUCAGUAUUCCAGCCUGUUUUUAUUUUGAUGUAAUUCUGUUGGCAUUGGCAUUGCUGAGCUGUCAUAACGUCUGGGCUGGGUCAACAUUUGAAAGACCCUUUGAAAUCAGUUGUCAAAAAUCCACUUUUAGCAGAUAUUCACAUUUUAAAACUUGCUCUUCUUAUGAUUGGUUGCAUUACACAGAUUUUUGUCAAAUCAAAUGCUGUCUAGAUUGAUUCUGCAGAAUUGUCAAGUUACUUCAUAGUGUCUUUAAGUGAUGACUAAAAAUAUUUAUAUUUUCAAUGGUUUGCAUUCCACUUAAAAAGUGUAAAUGACUAGUCAGUACCACGUGCAAAUUCCCAGAAUGGCUAUUAGGCCAAAACAUGGGGCCUCAUUUAUAAAACGUGAGUAUGCACAGAUUUGAGAGUUGGAGUACUGCAGGUAUUUGGAAAUCUAAGCAAUUCUUGCCUCUCGCCAUUCUCAAGUAAAGGAUUUGGAUGUUGACUGGUGCUCUUUUAUAUGUUAAUGACAUUAAUUAGGUAGCGUUUACAAGGUUUUCGUUCUCUAAAUCACAUGUACGCACAUUUGAGAAAUGAUCGUAAGAUCAAAUGUAGGUUUUUAUUUUAUUGCUGUUUCUACGCAAUAUUUUAUAAAUGAGGCCCAUGAGGUUCUGCUUGUAAAUAUUCCAUUUGUUUUGCAUUCAAUCAAGCUAAAAUAUCUCCAGAGCACUAUUUACAUUCCUUGAUGUGUUCUAAACUUGAUCACCAUAGUAUUUGUGCUAGGUGUUUUUGGUUGGAUGUUGGGUUUUAUGCAUCAGGUAGUCUAGCUGCAUUUGGUGCAGCCUGCUGUCCGGCCAAUGAUGUUCGACUUUAACUUUAUUUUAAAAGGAAAGUAUUGCAUCUUUUAGUAUGUAACAGAACAUGCCAACAGUUUAGGGUCAGUAAGUUUUAUUUGUGUAUUUUUUUUGAAGGAAAAUACUUUUAUCCAGCAGAGUGUUACAUUUUCUAUAUUGUCACAAAAGUUUUCAAAUAAAUGUUCCCUUGAACUUUCUAUUCAUCAAAGAAUUCUGAAAAAAAAAAAAAAAAAAAUACAAAAAUACAUUGUUUCCACAAAAAUAUUAAGCACAUGGCUGCUGAAACCAGCUUUGCAAUCACAGGAAAAAUUAAAAUAUAUUAAAAUGGAAAACAUUUAUUUUAAAUUGUGUGAAAUAUUUCACAGUAUUGCUGUUUUUACUGUAUUUUUGAUCAAAUAAAUGCAGCCUUGGUGAGCAUAAGAGAUUUCUUUCAAAAAAAAAAAAAAAAAAUCUUACUGAAACUAAACUUUUGAACUGUAAUGAAUGCCCACUGUUGGGUGCUGAGGUUUCAUUUCCAUUGUAUUUUGAUUUCAUACAUAGCUUUUAGAUUUUAAAUCAAUACAAAUGCACUAGAAUAAGCAGGUCAGAAACGUGCAAUAUAAUCAUGCAUAAUUACUUUUCUGCUUCGUUUUGGUUUCAAUUCUAACAUAAGCAGACAAACUUUUCACAGCCAUUUCUGCCCUUUAGGUUAAAAACCCCUAGCAACCAUCACCCUUUAGGCUACUCAUUAAUAUUUGAAGGCUGUUGUCUGUUUGGACAUAUGGCACAGAUAGAAUGGCAGACAGACGGUUAGUUUCUAUUUGUCCUUUCACCAGUCCAGUGUCAACAUGAACAGUAGCGAUUCUGUUAGAUAAGCAGCUCCAUGGAAUGCAACAGUAAUACUAAGUGUCUUCAAGUUUCUGUUAAUGGAAACAUUGAAUAAUGCUCUUAAUUUGCUCUUUUGCAUGUGUGGUAUUUCAGUGCUCCCUUAGUAUUUUUUUCUCCAUAAAAUGAUUGAAGUAAAAUGCCAAAACUAAUGUUUGUACUGGAUAUAUAUAUUAGCUUUGAGUCAUUUCUAAUUUUGUAUAGUGUUAAUUGUGAAAAAAAAAAAAAAAAAAAAAUUGUAUACUGCAGCUGGGAUUGGAUGUCCAGCCAUAUUUUUGUCAAGCCAAAGCAUCAGUGCGAAUCUGAAUGUUGCCUCUUUACAACUGAACAGUGUAUUUGUCUGCAUGAAGUCUCAAUAAACCACUGAUUCAUAGGC